AUGGCGACGGAACUCGAAGAACUCGUGAGCUUCCUAUCUUCACCAUCGCCACAGAUCACAAAAGCCGCCGUUGACAUAGUUCGCGGAUUAACCGGCUCCGACGAAGGCAUACAUUCCUUAUCCAAUCAAGCAAAUACCUUGAUUCCCUCACUGUGCCGUCUCUUAACGGCACCCAAGGAGGUUUCUGAGGCGGCUGCUGAAGCUCUUGUUAAUCUUUCGCAAAAUUCAAAUCUCGCGGAGGAAAUGGUUCGAAUGAGAAUUGUUGAAACCACAAUGGAUGUUUUGUAUAAGCCGGAGUGUCGUGUUACUCGUUUGCUUGUUAUGCUUUUGGUGAAUCUCACUCAACUUGAUGCUGGUACUGAUUCCUUGCUUCAGACUGAUGAUGAGAAGGUGCGUGGAUUAUAUGUUAUGAAGCUUGUGAGAUCAUUUUGUAGAACCACCCACGAGAAUAAUGAUGAUUCUUUUGAACAUGUUGGUUCCAUACUUGUUAACAUCACAAAGCAGCGUGCGGGGAGGGAGCUUCUACUUGACCCAAAACGGUCUCUAUUAAAGCAGAUAAUUAGACAGUUUGAUUCAAAUAGUUCAUUGAGAAAGAAAGGGGUCUCAGGAACUAUUCGCAACUGUUGUUUUGAAGCCGAGAAUCAGCUACAAAAUUUGCUUUUGGUAUCAGAGUUCCUAUGGCCUGCAUUACUUCUUCCAGUAGCUGGAAACAAGAUCUACAGUGAGGAGGACAGAAAGAAAAUGCCACUCGAACUUGGGAGUGUACUUUCGAUCGAACGUGAACCAGUUAAUGAUCCGGAAAUCCGCACUCAAGUAUUGGAAGCCAUAUACUUGAUCUUAUUGCAAGAGGCGGGUCGAAGGGCCUUUUGGUCUGUAAACGGGCCUAGAAUAGUACAAGUCGGUUACGAAGAUGAGGAAGAUCCAAAAGUGAUGGGAGCGUUUGAGCAACUAGGAUCCUUGCUGGUUAACGGCAGCGGUAUUGAGGAACCAUCCACUGAGACGACACAAUAG
Molecule: messenger RNA, 1011 nt
Organism: Vicia faba (fava bean)
Lineage: Eukaryota; Viridiplantae; Streptophyta; Magnoliopsida; Fabales; Fabaceae
Source: the annotation of a GenBank genome assembly